Molecule: messenger RNA, 1596 nt
Organism: Rhinolophus ferrumequinum (greater horseshoe bat)
Lineage: Eukaryota; Metazoa; Chordata; Mammalia; Chiroptera; Rhinolophidae
Gene: MESD
Product: mesoderm development LRP chaperone
Exons: 3
Coding region: 41-742 (233 amino acids)
Biological process (GO): protein folding
Molecular function (GO): low-density lipoprotein particle receptor binding
Source: RefSeq, a predicted model, not a curated record
GCGGCUGGCGCAGGCGCGAUCUCUCGGCGGCGCAGCGAAGAUGGCGGCCUCCGGGUGGGCGCGCACCGCCGUGGUCCUGCUCUGUGCCUUUGAUCAUCUGCUGCUGCUGCUGCUGCUGCCGCCCCCGGUCCGCGCGGCCGAGGGUCCCGCCGGGACGCCCAGCGAGGCUGCCCCGCCUCCCCCGAAGAAGAAGAAGGAUAUUCGCGAUUACAAUGAUGCGGACAUGGCGCGUCUUCUGGAACAGUGGGAGAAAGACGACGACAUCGAGGAAGGAGACCUCCCGGAGCACAAAAGGCCCUCGGCGCCUAUCGACUUCUCGCAGCUCGACCCGGGCAAGCCCGAGAGCAUACUGAAAAUGACCAAGAAAGGGAAGACUCUCAUGAUGUUUGUCACCGUGUCAGGAAGCCCCACGGAGAAGGAAACGGAGGAAAUCACCAGUCUCUGGCAGGGCAGCCUUUUCAAUGCCAACUACGACGUCCAGAGGUUCAUCGUGGGCUCAGACCGCGCCAUCUUCAUGCUUCGUGAUGGGAGUUACGCCUGGGAGAUCAAGGACUUUUUGGUCAGUCAAGACCGGUGUGCUGAUGUAACUCUGGAGGGUCAGGUGUACCCUGGCAAAGGAGGAGGAAGCAAAGAGAAAAACAAGACAAAGCAAGAGAAGGGCAAGAAGAAGAGUAAGGGAGACCCGAAUCCUCGGGCUUCGAAGGAAGACAAUCGAGCUGGGAAUACACGAGAAGACCUGUAACGGGGCAGCCACAGCGUCUUCCAGGGACACGCAGGACCGGGCUCGGCCCGGGCUUGCGGGGUGGGGCGGGCGUGGGAAACCGCACCGCACAUGGAAUUCUAGCUCCUCUAGAGAAGGUCUGCCACGUGACCAGUUGUGGUCAGUCUAAGAAUGACUGUUGAAACGGCUUCAAGUAAGAAGACAGAGGUUUUGUAAGUGACAUUGGGCACUGACAGAUUCAGGGGACUAAAAUGUCACUUUAAAUGGAAACCUUUUUCCCGUUUACAUUUGGGGGAGUCCUUGACUCUGCUGUGGCACCGCCCCCCUCAUUGCACCUGCUCCGAUCUGGUGUCCUGCGCUGUCCGUGCUUUUUAUUUCCUGUUAACUGUAAGGAUACCAGGUUCUAAUCAGACAAACUUUUAAGACUCUUGUUAAUUGAAUCGGGCUCUUCGUGCUACAAACAUUGUUUUCAUUAGUGUGAAAUUAGAACACGCCGUGGGACCACGCACGGAGCUCUGGUAUUUAAAUACACAAUCAGGACGCCAGGACUGUAAAUCCCACAUCUGCAAAAAACGCAAAGAACUGAAAACAGUGUUACUUGGAGGUCUGAGUACUUCCUUUGAAAUUCGUGGACUUGAAUCCUCCUUACUUACCGAGAACUCUGGGCAUCUGUCAGGUGUGGGGGUGGUCUGUGCAGUUCAGGGGUUCCGUUCUGUGUCCUUAUCCAGGAAACAGCCCUGCUGGUGUCAAGGGUGCCAUUCAGUGUGACACUUUAAAGGGUGUCACUCAGGACUCAGCAGUGCCCUUUGCAGAGUGUGGCAGAGGCGCAGUCACCUCGUUCGUUUCUAACAUGUUUCUUUGAUAAAGUGCCUAAA